AUGUAAUGGGAAUUAUUACCUAGUGAUGUAAAUGAUUACUCACCAAGAACAGGACAUACAGUGAUAGCAUAUAAAGAUUGUAUAUAUGUAUUUGGAGGGAUUGAUGAAUAAGAUAGAUAGAAUGAUAUGUAUAAAUAUUAAAAAGGAUGGACAAAGUUGAAAUUAUAAGGAGAGAUUCCAUCAGCAAGAUCUGGAUCAUUAGGAUGUGUAUAUGAAGAUUAAUUUUAUUUAUUUGGAGGUUACACAUGGAAACAUGGAGAAUAUUUUAAUGAUUUAUUUCGUUUUAAUCCUUAAAAUAAUAUAUGGGAAAAGAUAACUCCAAAAACAUAAGCACCUCCAGCAAGAGUUGAUCAUUCAUUUACAAUAUAAAAGAAUUUAUGUUAUAUAUUUGGAGGAUCAAAUGGUCAAAAACGAUUUAAUGAUUUACAUGAAUUAAAUUUAAGUACUUUAGAAUGGAAAGCAUUAAGUUAAGUUAGAUAAUUAAGUGCCCGUUUAGGACAUACAAUAACAUCAUAUUAAAAUGAAUUAUAUUUAUUUGGUGGAUGGGAUGGUAAUAAUACAUUAAAUGAUUUAUGGGUAUAUUCAAAUAGUAAUGGUACUUUUCAGACAGUGAAAUAAUAAAACCCACCAGCCGGAAGAUAUAGACAUACAGCAAAUGUAUAUAAGGGAUUUCUAUUUAUUUUUGGAGGAGUAGAUUAGAAUUAGGAAAGAUUUAAUGAUUUAUAAAGAUUUGAUUUUUAGACAUCUAUAUGGAGUAGAAUAGUAGUUUAAAAUCCUCCAUCGCCUCGUUCUUUUCAUAAAUGUGUUGUAUUAGGUAAUUAUUUAUAUUUGGUUGGUGGAUUUGAUGGUUAAAGAAGAAAUGAUGUACAUAGAAUAAAUUUAGAUUCAGAGAAUGGUAGAUAAUAGAUUGAAUAAAUAAGAUAGGCACCUCAUUUAAUGUGGAUAUAACUAGAUCUUAAAGAUCGUUUUACACCAAGAACUGGACAUACUGCUUGUGUACUUUAAAAUAAAAUAUAUUUAUUUGGAGGCGUAGAUUAAUCUGGUAAUAUUAAUAAUGAUUUAAAUUGUUUUGAUGGCAAUUCUUGGUCAGUAAUUAUAACUCAAGGUUAAAUACCAUCAGCUAGAUCUGGAGCUAAAAUGGUUGCUGUUGAUGAUUAAUUAAUGUUAUUUGGUGGAUAUGUUUAAACAUAAAGUUAAAUCUAUUGUAAUGAUUUGUAUAGAUUUAAUAUUAAAACUAAUACAUUCAUUAAAGAAAUAUAAUAAAAUACUAAUCCUGCUAAAAGAACUGAUCAUUCCUUAGUUGAAUAUUGUAAUGGAAUCUAUAUUUUUGGAGGAAAAGGAGAAAAUAAAUAAAUUUUUAAUGAUGUUUGGAAAUUUAAACAAUCAUGGAUUGAAUUAGAUCAUGAUUAAUAAAUUACUGGAAGAUUUGGUCAUACUUCUGUACCAUAUUAAAAUUCAAUGUUUAUUUUUGGUGGAUGGGAUGGAACUAGUUGUUUAGAUGAAAUGUAUGAAUAUUCAUUUGUUACUAAUACCUUUUAUGAAAUUAGAAGAUGCAGUGGAUAAAAACCUAAAGCCAGAUAUAGACAUGAAGCAUUAGUUUAUAAUUCAAAUAUGUUUCUAUUUGGUGGUGUAGAUCAUUUAUAAAUUAGAUAUAAUGAUUUACAUUAAUAUAAUUUUAAAAAAAGAGAAUGGAUUAAAAUUAAUACAUCUGGAAGUAUUCCAUCAGCUAGAACUUUUCAUAAAUUAGUUAAUCUUGAAAAUCAAUUCUUUCUAUUAGGUGGAUAUGAUGGAUAAAGAUUAAAUGAUAUGUAUACCAUCUUUGUCACUAAAACUGAAAAAAUCAAUUUCACUUAUCCUUAAGAAGAUUCCUCAAUUCUUUAAGAUGAAGAAGUUGUCACCCUCAAAGAAUAAGUUAAAGAAUUAACUAAUAAAAUUUAAAGAGAAGAAGAAAAACAUCUCUGUAAAAUAUGUUUCAUUAGAUAAAUUGAUAGUGUUCUUAUGGAAUGUUGUCAUUUCAUACUUUGCUUUAAUUGUACUGAAAAUCUUAAAAAUGUAUUACUUUUAUAUAUAUACAUAUAUAGUGUCCUAUUUGUAGAUAAGUUAUAACCAGAGUAAUUAAAACAAGUAUGUUUUGA
Paramecium sonneborni is the source of this 2135-nucleotide messenger RNA. The record is from the annotation of a GenBank genome assembly. Lineage: Eukaryota; Ciliophora; Oligohymenophorea; Peniculida; Parameciidae.